Messenger RNA from Hemisphaericaspora subhashii, 3240 nucleotides. It is a transcript of the gene PRP22, whose product is annotated as DEAH-box ATP-dependent RNA helicase. The transcript has a single exon. The record is from RefSeq and is a predicted model, not a curated record. The coding region runs from base 1 to 3240 and encodes 1079 amino acids. Gene Ontology annotation, biological process: spliceosomal complex disassembly. Gene Ontology annotation, cellular component: catalytic step 2 spliceosome; intracellular anatomical structure. Lineage: Eukaryota; Fungi; Ascomycota; Pichiomycetes; Serinales; Debaryomycetaceae. Gene Ontology annotation, molecular function: ATP binding; RNA binding.
AUGCAAACUAAUGAUAGCUCAGAGAAGGACAGCAUAUUAAACAAAGCUAUAUCUAAACAAAUACGUUCAAGUUUACAAAUCAAUGACGAAGAUUUAACAAUUACUAAAUUCUUAUUAAAUUUAUUCAAAGAAGCAACCAGCACUUCUUCCACCAAUAGAUCAACUUGUUUAACAACAUUUGAAAAGAUCCUAAAAGAAAAUGGAGGAGAUGACUUCCCUCGAGAGUUUGGAAAACAAAUAUUCGAUAUAAUAUACAACCACAAGAUCUCACAAGAUACUGAACCAACUCCAAUACAACCAGAUACAAAACCAACACUAGAACCCUCACAACGACAUCCUCGAAACAAUAGAAAUCAAGAAGAAACAAUAGAAGUUGGAAAAGUAUAUAGAGGCUAUAUCAGUGAUAUAACCCCCUACGGAGCAUUCAUACGAUUGAAUUCCCCACAAUCAUAUCAAUCUGGUCUAUGUCAUAUUUCCCAAAUUUCAUUCGAUGGAUCUAGAUUAAAAUCACCUGAGUCUGUCUUACAAUUAGAUCAACAAGUAUUUGUCAAGCCUACUGAGAUAAAGUACAUAAAUGGAAGGAAAAGAAUUUCGUUAUCUAUGAGAGGAAUCGAUCAGGAGACGGGAUUGGUAGUUGAUAUUAGUUCCAAUCAUGAUAAUAUUGAACGAGGAAGGAACAGGUCAAGAGGGAACGGGAGAGGAGUGAAGAGGAAAUUAACAUCGCCUGAAAGAUGGGAAAUACGACAAUUGAUUGCAUCUGGAGCAGCUUCAGCUGAUGAUUAUCCCGAACUAGAAGAGGGUGAUGACGAAGACUCUGAAAGCCAAGAUAAUGAUGGCUUUGGAUUCACUAAAAAACAUGAACCUGAACUUGAAACUGAAAUUGAAUUGAAUAAAAUCAAACCAAAAUUCUUAGAAGGACAAACUUUAGAAAAUGAAAAACCAUCAUCAUCAAUUAAUAUUUCCCAAGCCCCAGGAUCAAUGACUAAACUAGCAAAUGAAGGUUCUAAAUUUGUUCGAGAAUUCAAAAAUGAAAAACUUAAAGAAAAGCGAAAGAAAGAACAAGAAAUACGGCAACAAUCUACUAAUAUAGAUUCAUAUGAUCCAUUAUUUCAAAGAAGUGAACCGGUUAAAGAAUUAGAAUCGGAUGAAGUGGCAAUUAAGACUGAAGCUAUCAUUUCUGAAUGGAAAAUAGCAGAACUGAAGAAAAAUAUCACAUAUGGAAAGAGAACCAAUUUACCUAUAGAAGAACAACGAAGGCUAUUACCAGUUUAUUCAAUGCGUUCAGAACUAGUAGAAAGUAUAAAAAAUAAUCAAUUCUUAGUUAUUGUGGGUGAAACUGGUUCAGGAAAAACCACUCAAAUCGUUCAAUACAUCUAUGAAGAAGGUAUCAAUAAAUCGCCAGAAGAUAACCGUUUCAAAAUCAUUGGUUGUACCCAACCGAGAAGAGUUGCCGCCGUAUCUGUUGCCAAGAGAGUUUCGGAAGAAGUUGGAUGUACAUUAGGAGAAGAAGUAGGUUAUUCUAUUCGUUUUGAAGAUAAGACAAGCCCAAGAACUACGAUAAAAUACAUGACUGAUGGGAUGUUGGAACGAGAAGCAUUGAAUGAUCCAUAUAUGUCUAAAUACUCGGUCAUUAUGUUGGAUGAAGCCCAUGAAAGAACAAUUGCUACCGAUGUAUUAUUUUCAUUAUUAAAACGAGCAGCAUUGAAGAAUCCAAAUCUAAAAGUCAUAAUCACUUCCGCCACAUUAGAUUCCGAUAAGUUUCUGAAAUAUUUCAAUGAUUGUCCAAUAUUAUCAAUCCCAGGUCGAACCUUCCCCGUGGAAAUCUUACAUACCCGAGAACCAGAGGUGGAUUAUCUCGCAGCUGCGUUAGAUUCAGUAAUGCAAAUCCACAUAUCUGAACCCCCAGGGGAUAUAUUAGUAUUCCUAACGGGUCAAGAAGAAAUCGACACCAGUUGUGAAGUCUUAUUUGAACGUAUGAAAAUCUUAGGAGAAGCCGUUCCCGAAUUAAUCAUUCUCCCCGUCUAUUCCGCCCUUCCUUCAGAAAUCCAAACCCGAAUCUUCGAACCUACCCCGCCAGGAUCCAGGAAAGUCAUCUUAGCUACCAAUAUUGCUGAAACCUCAAUCACCAUCGAUGGGAUCUAUUAUGUCGUCGACCCGGGGUUUGUGAAAGUGAACGCAUAUGAUCCCAAAUUAGGUAUGGACAGUUUGAGAGUCGUGCCCAUCAGUCAAGCUCAAGCGAAUCAAAGAAGCGGGAGAGCAGGUAGAACUGGUCCUGGGAAAUGUUAUCGAUUAUAUACCGAAAAAGCAUACAUGUCGGAAAUGUUACCGAAUUCCGUCCCUGAGAUUCAGAGAAAGAAUCUUGCCAGUACGAUAUUGAUGCUUAAAGCUAUGGGGAUUAACGAUUUGUUGAAUUUUGAAUUUAUGGAUCCGCCAUCAAUGAAUACCAUGUUGGUUGCGUUGCAGGAUUUAUAUGCAUUAGAUGCGUUGGAUGAUGAUGGGAAUUUGACUGCUUUGGGGAGAGAAAUGGCUGAUCUUCCAAUGGAACCCGCCUUGGCUAAGACAUUGAUCAAAUCGGUGGAAUAUGGAUGCACGGAUGAGAUCUUGAGUAUUGUGGCGAUGUUAUCGGUCCAAACGAUAUUCUUUCGUCCUAAGGAUAAACAAAAUCUUGCCGAUCAGAGAAAAGCUAGAUUUCAUCAUCCGUUGGGUGAUCAUUUAACCCUAUUGAAUGUAUUUCAACUGUGGCAAUUGAAUAAUCAAAAUAAGACCUGGUGUCAGGAUAAUUUCAUUCAAGAAAGAAGUAUGAAACGUGCUAUGGAGGUGCGAAAACAACUCAAAACAAUCAUGAUUAAAUUCGGCCAUCAAAUCAGAUCAUGUGGAAAUAAUACUGAUCGAAUUAGGAUGACUUUAUGUGCGGGAUAUUUCAAGAAUUCAGUCAAGAGAGAUAUGUAUGAAGGUUAUAAAACCCUAGUUGAACAAACUCCUGUUUAUUUACAUCCAUCUUCUUCGUUAUUUGGGAAAAAUCCGGAAUAUUUGAUAUAUCAUACUUUAUUAUUGACUACUAAAGAAUAUAUGCAUUGUGUUUGUGUGGUUGAACCGAAAUGGUUUUAUGAAUUGGCUCCUAGGUUUUUUAUGAAGGGGGAUCCGAAGCUGAUUAGUGAACUGAAGAAACAACAGAAGAUUAUACCUUUGUCUUCCAGGAAUUCGGAUGAUUGGAGGAUAAGUUCAAAGAGAAGGAGAUAG